AAUGUGGCGGGAGACACCCUGAGACUCGACGAGACUGUAGUGAACCGCAUCGCUGCGGGAGAAAUAAUUCAGUGGCCUGCCAACGCCAUUAAAGAGAUGACUCUAGAUACAAAGGCCACAAAUAUCCAGAUAACACUGAAAGAGGGUGGACUGGAGCUCAUCCUUAUCCAGGACAAAGGCACUGGCAUCAGGGAAGGGAACUUGACUGGUCUACCGAUGUUGCUCAACAAUUACACUCCUGCCAUGGAGGGUCUUCCAAUGUUCAUUCUGCGUUUAGCCACCGAGGUGAACUGGGAUCGAGAGGAGUGUUUCCAUGACUUCAGUGUAGAAUGCAAUCACUUCUAUUCCAUAAGGAAACAGUACAAAUUGAAGACAGACGCAGAAGAGCCCCAGGAUGUGAAGAUGAGCUGGCAGUGGAAGGUUUUCAAAGCUUCAGUCCUUCAAAACACUUCAGUGAAGACGAAAGUGUCCUCCAAAUCGCCAGCCUGCCUGAACUCUACAAACUGUUUGAAAGAUGCUGAAAUUCAGUACUUUUUAUGUAGAGUUUAAAGGUUAGCUCUCCCAAAAAUUAAUAUGUUCUCAUCCUUUUCUCACCCUCAUGCUAUCCCAGAUGUGUAUAACUUUUUCUUCUGUAGAACACAAAGAUUUUUAGAAGAAUAUCUCAGCUCUGUUGGUCCUUAAAAUGCAAGUGAAUGGUGACCAGACAUUUUCAAGCUCCAAAAAGCACAAAGGCAGCAUAAAAGUAAUCCAUAUGACUAUCAGAUAUCUUCAGAAGUAAUAUAAUAGUUGUGGGUGAGAAAUAGAUACAUUUGUAAGUAAUUUUUUAUUUAUUUAAAUCUUCACUUGUUUUUUAACACUCCACAUUCUGAAUGGGAAAGUGGAGAUUUAUAGUAGAAAGGACUGAACUAUUGAUUUGUUUCUCACCCAAAGCGAUUGCAUUGCUUCUGGAAUCGAAUGGAUUAUUUUAUGCUGCCUUUAUGUCCUUUAUGUUUUGAUCACCAUUCACUUGCAUUAUAUGGACCUACAGAGCUGAGAUAUUCUUCGAAAGAUCUUUCUGUUCAGCAGAAUAAAGUCACACAUUUGGGAUGGUAUGAAAUUGAGUAAAUAAGAGAAUUUACAUUUUUGGGGUAAACUAUUUCUUUAAAUGCUAUACUAUGAAAAAUGUCAGACUGAAUUAAAAUGCACUUUUAUGUUGUUAAACAUACUGUCAUUACCCGUUGCAGUGCAGACAAGGUCUCGUAUGGCCAGCAAACAUUAAACUGCGAAUUUGCAGAUAUUUGUCCUCCAGAUUAAUAAGGAAAGUGACUGUAUCAAACUGUUUGUGAAAUUAAUAAACAUAAAUUGUUAUAUUAUUGACCACUGACUGAGCUGCCAACCCAUAUAAAUGUUUCUCCAUGAUUCAAUGACAGCAUAAAAAAAUGUCAGAUGCACCAGUUAACCCAUUGAGACUAAUUUUCACAAAGCACUUCCCUUAUCAGACUCGUAACGAAUUGUUUUACAAACCAAGAUGCCAAAUAAAAUGCUUAAGUACACAAAAUCCUGUUUGAAAGUAAAACUUAUAAUUUCUGCACC
Molecule: messenger RNA, 1572 nt
Organism: Xyrauchen texanus (razorback sucker)
Lineage: Eukaryota; Metazoa; Chordata; Actinopteri; Cypriniformes; Catostomidae
Product: DNA mismatch repair protein Mlh1-like
Exons: 5
Coding region: 97-549 (150 amino acids)
Source: RefSeq, a predicted model, not a curated record